Miscanthus lutarioriparius is the source of this 906-nucleotide messenger RNA. Lineage: Eukaryota; Viridiplantae; Streptophyta; Magnoliopsida; Poales; Poaceae. The record is from the annotation of a GenBank genome assembly.
AUGGCGAGGACUGCGGCGGGCUCCUCGGACCCCAGCCGCAGUACGGCAAUAAGGAAUCAGUAUCAGUUAUUGCUCAAGAAGUUUGAUGCUCUGAAACAAACGGGUUCAGUUGACGACUAUCAGGCAGAGUUUGAGAAAUUGGCACAAGGGAUUCUGUUAUACAACAGUAACUAUGAUGACACUUAUUUCGUGACAAGAGGCAAGGCAGAUGUCACAGUUAAGGAGAAUGAGGACAAGCUAGCUUCUCUCAGGGAAACAAGAAGGAAGAAUGGGUUGUGUUUCAAAUGUGGGGCUAAGUGGGGUCACAAUCACAAGUGUCCUGCUCAGGUGCCACUACAUGUAUUGGAAGAAAUCUUGGAUGCCUUGGAACCUAUGGAAGAUCUUGAUGCUGAAGUACCCACUGAAAUGGAGGAAGAGAUCAUUGCAAUAGUGUCUCAGUCUAGUUCUUUGGAGAAUGUCAGAAGAAGGACUAUGAGGAUCUGUGGCAAUAUUGGCAAACUGAUAAAGAUUCCCAACUUACAAUGGACUGCCCAGGGUCAUACGUUUGUGUCUUCAGUGGGUGUGCUUUCCCUUAGAUGCUUUGACAUGAUAGUAAGGGCUGACUGGCUUGAGGAGCAUAGUCCUAUGUGGGUGCAUUGGGCUAGGAAAAUCAUGAGAUUCACAAUGGCUGGGAAGAGAGUUACCUUGCAAGGGUCGAAUCAUGAUAUAGAACAGUGCCCUGCAGUGUCUGGUAGAGCUCUCAGAGGAUUACUUAACAGACAAGCUGUUACCCAUUGCAUCCAACUGAGAUUGGACCCUACUUCAUAUAUUCAGUUCAAGAAUAUUGUGGCAGUGGCUACUAUUUCAGAUCAGGAGAUGAUACCUCAGGUGGAACAAUUGUUGGAGCAGUAUGAUGAUAUCUUCUAG